GCGAGUGCUGGCGCGAAAGCAUGCGGCGCGAGUCUCGUCGAGUACUUUCGUUUCGCGCGUCGUGAAUUCAUUCGUAUCGCUUGUCAUUCAUCGCCGAAUUGUUCUCGCGACAAGGUCUAAUAAUUUUUCAAUUAAGAUCCAAUCGAGCGACUCGAAUCGUUUGCCAAAGAUACAUUGAUUUUUUCUAUCAAAUUCGGCGAAAGUCGUGCUGAUUCCUUUGAGAAUUUCUAGAUCGGCCCAUAAGAGAAUAAGCGUGAUUGUGCGAAUCACACCGAGGUGUGUAGAAAGUUUUGUAUAUUAAAUAGUACUCAAAAAUAAAUUUUAUUAGCGAAUUAACGAUGUAUUUAGAAAGUGCUCCUGAAAAGACGGAAGUAUCGUAAAAAUAUAGAAGAAAUUGGCAGGUUGACUGAUAAUUCGAUGUGUGAAUAAGAAAUAAAAUUAUCAUUAUCUACUGAUAUACAAUUUAUCGACGCUCUACUAUCAAGGAAAGUUAUUUUUUACGUCGGGUUUACUAUUACUCUCGCCAUUCAUUCUAUUCUAGACAAAGUGCGUAAAAUGUCACGGACGACUUUUCGAAUCAUUUACUUAUACGCGCUGACGCAUCCCUGACGUCACACGCAUAUCCAAUAAGUUCGAGAUGGGGAGAACGCGUGCGUAAUUCUAACCGCAAGGACGCCAGUGUUCAGAGGCGUAGGCAAAGUUCUCUUUAAAGCAGAUUAAAUUGCUCUGCUUGAAGAAUUCAUUAUGAUCAAGCGGCAAUUAAGAUGGCGAACAAGAGUUAAGAGAGCGCUUAAUAUCUGGUAUAAUUACCAUCACAGCAACGAGACGUUAUGAAAAGAAACCGAAAUUCAUGCUAUGUCAAUUGAAUUUCUCUUCGCAACGAUUGAUUGAGUGACCUGACAGAAACAUCAAGAUUUUAUAGUAGACAUUAGACAUGAUCGAAUGAUGGAGGUAAUUUCGACACGUCGGUACGAAGUCCGUCCACCGACAAACACCCACUCCCCUAUUCUCGUUGACCCUGAGAACUCCGUGGCAUUAAUCAAAGAAGAGGAAUGGGAGACCCGCAAGAAAAAGGAGAUCACGACUACCCGGCAGAUCGAGACCAGGGUGAAACGGCAGGUCGUCCUCGAAGAUGGCGAAGUCGUUGUCGAUUCUGGUCCUCUCGUUACCACCAACACUACCGAGGAUGUCGAGCAACAGGAGCAUACAACUCAGGAGAGACGCACGACCGGGGAUCAACCGCAGGAGGUCGACUGGCGGCCGGCGGCAGGUGGUAUUGUGACCGGAAGUGGCGGUAACAUCGUGCAAAAGGAGCUCAACGAGACGGUGUUGAGGAGCCGCGAGGAGAUCGAGGAGAGACUCGAGACGGAGGAUCGUCAACAGCUGGGAGAUAUCUCGGACGAGGCAUACCAGAAGGCGGUGCGUAACAAUAAGGGCGACUUGCGAGUCGCUCUUGCUGAAUCUUCGAAACAGUUGGCGCCGCAGUCCGGUCCACGGGUCAUUCAGCACACGACCAGGUCGAACAAAGUCAUCGACACCGAGAAGACCUUGGAGAAAAAGGAACUGAAGGCUGAUGGAUUAAUCGUUACCGAGAAGAAGCGAACGGUCGAGCACGAAGAGAUCAACGACGACGAGGUUCCGGACGACGGUGGGAACGACGACGACGACGCCGCGGAAACGAAAAAAGAAGGUUCGCAGAGAUACGUGAAGAAGAGAGAAGAGGACGUGGUAGACUACAUCUCGGCCGGCGAGAGAGUCGGCCGAGAAAUGCGCUACGUCGCAGAGACAACCGAAGGAGAACGAAUAGGCGACUGGUCACCAUCACCGACGGGUAUGCGGACGACUCGUUUCCACAAAUACUCCGGCUUCUUGGAUGCCGCGCGAAAAGAUGCUCUAACGAAAAAGUCGUUGGAUCUGGAAGAAGAGGAUGAGGCGAGAAAAUUUGAGACAUCGAAAUGGCUGGAGAGUCACUUUGGCAGCGACUCGCGUUCAUCUCAUGGAUCUCUCGACGCCGACGACUCCCCUCUUCCAACCAGCACUAAUACGAGUUACAUCAAUGUUACUAUGAAAUCCUGCACCCCGAAGGAACGCGAAUAUGAAAACGUAAGCUCCAGCCGCCAUCACAGACGUGGUAGAGAUUCGAACUCACCUUCAGGAUAUUAUCAUGGAAUCAGCGAAUGGUCGGAACGAUAUCAAGGAAGAGAGAAACAAAAUCACGCACGAUCGAGCUCUCCAGUUCGAUAUGUGGAAACUGUUCGUACCAACGGACAUGCCCAUGGGCAUAAGAGAAAUCCAGUUGAAUCAUCAUACUCGAAAACUUACGAAUCGUUUCGACGUGAGUACCAAAACUCUAUCGAGGAACGACAACGUACUCCUUCCCCACCGAUUCGUCGGAGAUCCAAAGAACAAUGGGCAAAAUCCGAAGAAAAAAUUAAUUUGAACGAACCAUCGCCGGGUCGUACUUCAAGCCCGGUACACGUGGUACAAAGAACUUGGGAGAGCCGCAAUCGCGAUGCUCAAGCACAGACUCCAGAAAGAGAGGAUUAUAAGAAUAUCUCGCCGCGAUCGCGAUCAAUCUCACCAAAGUUACAACCAAUUAAUCGCCAAGAAAAGAAGUCUGAUACUUCACGAGCGUCGAAAAAUACUGGUUCUAAAUAUAAGAUCGGUGAAUCCUUUCGGAAGCUGGUGGGAAAAUUGCGUUCAGCCAGUACGGAGAGGAAGAACAAGCGGGGAAGCGGCAAUUCGACCUCGCAAUUGACGCAGACCGAUGACAACGGUCCGACUUAUUUGCAAUACAACGUCGUCGACCGAAAUAUUCCUCUCGUUAGCGAAAGGGAUAUGAUAGAAGACAAACCGCCUGAGAGACCGCCGCGGUCGCCGCGAAAUGUCAACGUGCCGAAUAAAGCCACCAAAAUAUCCACUAAGACGGCCAAUCACGUCGUUCAAGAGCAAUGGCAACGUAGUGAAUCCACGCCACCGCCUUUACAGAGGUAUUACUUGGGCGAGGAUCCUUUCGGCGGCAGCAUCUAUGGUCGCGAGAAAGGGUACGAGAUCGGCAGAGAUCGACAGCGACACGGAAGACCACGGAGCUCUGGUAGAGUUGCUGUAGAUUCCGAGAACAGCGUUGCCUCCAGCUCCCUCGGCAGGUUUAGCAAAUCCACCAGCAGACUGGUCGGCGAUUACGAAAAAGAGGAGCAGUUCCGGCCCAUCCAGACAUUACCGCGAAAUCUGCACUCCACCGGUGGUGGACAAUCAACUCGUUCGCAGACAGCAUCGCAGAUUAGACGACACCAGGCCACUCACAUCGGCAGACAUGGCAAAACAGGCCAGCAACACGGUAGCAUGAUCAACAUAUCGAUCAAGAACGCCGUGAACACGCCACCCAAGUUGAACAUGACGAGCGCGUAUAGCACUCUUCAAGCACCGCCGAAACCCGAACGGACGUACAAAUCAUCGCUGUCCCGCAGCAGAAGCUUUAACGUCGAUGUCGACAAGAACGGCGUCGACGCACCGAUACGUGCCCCGUAUACCUCCAAUUUGCACCUGAACCGGUUGGACGAAACACCGCCGCUGAAGAGCCCCGGUAUUCUCGCCAGCAUUAGUCGCAGUAACAGAGAUCUGUUAAAAGAAGGUAAAUAUUAAGAUGGUCGCGUCAGUGACCAUAUAUAUCGGGUAUUAAUUUACAUUUUCCCCUUCCCUUUCCUUCCUCUUUCCUCCUGACAUGCAUACGCAAAAAUCUUCCACCUUUAAAGCAUGAGUAAAAAACUACAGCCCUAGUAAAAUAAUGAAUUAAAUAUGUAUUUUACAUGUAUUAUAGAUUUUUGUACGUAUAUAUUUUCGAUAAUCUUGUAUUUAUUCUUCUGUCGGUCAACUGCCGCUGAUCCCUCCUAUCCUUAACUGUAUCAUUAAUGAUCAUACAUGUUUGUUCUAUGAUAGAUAUAUACUAUUAUACAGGGUGUCCCAGUGUUACCGCACCAUCUACUAAUGACAAAUUCUUAAGAUGAUUUUAAGAUGAUUUUCUCUCAGCAAAAAUAUCGAGGCAUCAAUAAUUUCCGUGUUAUAAGCGAUUUAAAAAGAAGGGCUUUUUGCAAAACUUUAUAGAAAGUUAAAACUACAUUUUUUAGUUAAGUUCAGAUAAAGUUUACUUUAAUAGAGAGAGAGAGAGAGAGAGAGAGAGAGAGAGAGAGAGAGAGAGAAUUUUAAUUUAAGGCUUAUUGUUAGUUAGAAAGAUACAUGAUGGAAAAAAUUGAAAACUUGUAAAAAGUGGUGCGGUAACUCUAGGACAACCUGUAUUUUCAAAUUUAUCCUUAUUAAUCAGUUGAUCUUUUUUAUUUCCACAUUAUCACGCACACUUAUGCAUUUUAAUGUGGAGUACUAUCGAUAUAAGUAAAUAGUAGACAAACAUAUCUUUGAAACUGCCAAACAAAUUAGCAGAUGGUGCUACAAUUUAUAUAAUAGCCGAUUUUUUUAUUUGAAUGAGGAAAAAUAAUUUAAGUUCUAAUAUGCAAUAUGUACAAUAUCUUUUUACAAACUAUUUAUGUGAGUUAGAUUGAAUCACAUCUAGAACGGAAUAUUAUAUUGAUAAAUUGACUGAUGACAUACAAUUGCUCCAAAUCUUCCUAAAUAUUAAAUAAUUCUUCGUAUUUUUUAAAAUUUAUAUGCUAUGUAUUCUCGAUAGUUAAAUUACUGAUAUUCUUACAAAAAGAAACGUGUGUUAAGAUUGUUACUAAUUUCGGUAUAUGAUAUACAAUGUAUCUCAUGUCUAUUGUUCUUCUAUCAUUCAUAUAUUCUUUAAACGCUUUGAAGUACAUUUUUUUUUAUUAACAGAUAAUUUUACUUGUUGACUUGUUCCUUUCGGUUCUUAGAAAUGAUAACCAAAAGGAAGUAUCGAGAACUUGAAACACUCUGUAUAUCCGUCAUCACGCAUAAUUUUUAUUAAGUGAAUAUACGAGUUUCAUACAGAUGCGACAUUACUUACAUAUUUUUGGUUUAUAAUAUAAAUAUGUAAUAAGUUUCUUUUCUUCUAUCACAUAUUUAUGUAUAUACAUUAUCUCUUUUAUUAAAAAAAACAUAAUAUAUAUAUCUUGGAUUUUUAAAGA
Molecule: messenger RNA, 5099 nt
Organism: Formica exsecta
Lineage: Eukaryota; Metazoa; Arthropoda; Insecta; Hymenoptera; Formicidae
Gene: chas
Exons: 15
Coding region: 943-3642 (899 amino acids)
Source: RefSeq, a predicted model, not a curated record